Messenger RNA from Purpureocillium lilacinum, 516 nucleotides. The record is from RefSeq and is a predicted model, not a curated record. NCBI's taxonomy places the organism in Eukaryota, Fungi, Ascomycota, Sordariomycetes, Hypocreales, Ophiocordycipitaceae.
AUGGCAUCGGCACCCGCCUACAACCUGCCAGCAUCGACGUUCUUCAUGGACAGCGGGCGGCCAGCACCCAAGACGGAAGAGGAGCUCGCGGCGGAGGGGUUCGUGCGGGGCAUGCUUACUUUCCAGCGAUCGGACGGGAGCUUCCACUUCCGGGACGACGAGGAGCUCAAGAGCAGCCUUGGGCUGUCCUUCUUCGGGGUGGUGUUGGCGCUGCGGCAGUACCUGGCGGGGGAUAAACUCCUUGAGCAGACGAGGCGGCUGCUAGCAGUGGCGGCGGCGGUGGUGCUGCUGCUCGAGGAGCAGUUCCCGACGUGUCGGGCGCUGUGGGCGCUGAUGGCGGGCAAAACGAGCGAAUACGUCACCAGGAACGCGAGGCAUGGGCACACGGGCGCGCAGCUGAUGGACGAGGCGAGGCGCAACGUGAAGUGCAUUGGGCCGGUCAUGAAGGUGGCCAGGGACGUGCUGAAACGUGCAGAGGACGCAAGCGAGUUGACAAGCGCGCCUAUGUCACAGUGA